AUCUCUAUCGGGAGAGGUACAUUUAGUAUCGAACAGUAUCUUGAAUAGGAUUGUCUACGCUUGUUUUAGUUAAAAAAAAAAAAUUACGAUGAAGCAACCUUUCAAAGCGCAAAACUUUCAGUUCCAAAUCUAAUAAUCUGUAUCCAGGGGCUGCUUCAGCGUCUUCCGACACCAAAUCCUGAAUACUUCGCCGGAGAAAGCCAUGUCAACAAUUGAAACCCAAGAACAGAGCGCAAACCCUAGUCUGUUGGAAGCCACGGACAUGAGCACAAUUCCCGAUCUGAACCCUUCCGAUCUGCAUAUCUUCAUACUCUCCGGCCAAAGCAACAUGGCCGGCCGAGGAGGCGUCAUCAGGCAUCCUCACAACCACAAGCAAUGGGACGGCAUCGUGCCCCCAGAGUGCCGCUCGGAUCCCUCCAUCCUACGCCUCAGCGCUCACCUCCGGUGGGAACCGGCCGCUGAGCCGCUACACGCCGACAUCGAUACUGGCAAGGUAUGCGGCGUUGGUCCUGGCAUGUCGUUCGCCAACGCUGUGAGGCAGCACGCGGGAGGAGGAAUGAUGGGAUUGGUGCCAUGCGCGGUGGGCGGCACUGCCAUAAAGGAGUGGGCGCGCGGCGAGAAGCUGUACGAAGAAAUGGUGGAGAGAGCGAGAGAGAGUGCGAAGACGAAGGGAAGCGAGAUCAAAGCGUUGCUAUGGUACCAAGGAGAGAGUGAUGCAUUGACAGAGCAUGACGCCGAGUCUUACAGAGUCAACAUGGAGAAGCUCAUCCAUAAUGUUCGCGAGGACCUUCAUUUGCCUUCGCUUCCAAUUAUCCAGGUAGCCAUAGCGUCAGGCGAUGAGAGAUACAUAGAGAAAGUGAGAGAAGCACAGAAGAGUAUUGAUCUUCCAAAAGUGGUUUGUGUGGAUGCAAAGGGAUUGCAAUUGAAGGAAGAUAACCUUCAUCUCACUACAGAGGCUCAAGUUCAACUGGGUCGCAUGCUUGCUGAUGCUUAUCUUUCCCAUUAUGUUGCGGCACCAUGACUGAAACCAUUUCAUCCCGCUUUUCUCAGAUAUCUAAUUCACUCUGUAUAUCUGGCUUCUGCCAAUCUGUUGGGGGAAUUUGGUGUGGAUAGUUCAAGCAAAAAAAUAAAGGAAUUUUGCAUUUGGCUUGUGUUUAAUUCGAUGUUAAUUUCAUUCAAAAUGUGUGUUCUUUUCAAAUAGAACCGAUAUUUAAAUUAGAAGAUCCAGUGUUUGAACUUACAAGUAGAAAUAUCGGUCCAGUUUCUUCCCAGUUUCUGUUUUCAAUCUCCGCUGUAAAGCUGUUUGGGCUAAUCGAUCAGGAAAACGAAGUCCAAUUCUGUAA
This is a messenger RNA of Neltuma alba, 1343 nucleotides long. RefSeq names its product probable carbohydrate esterase At4g34215. Bases 203 to 1021 code for a protein of 272 amino acids. Lineage: Eukaryota; Viridiplantae; Streptophyta; Magnoliopsida; Fabales; Fabaceae. The transcript is spliced from 2 exons. The record is from RefSeq and is a predicted model, not a curated record.